Molecule: messenger RNA, 1290 nt
Organism: Abrus precatorius (Indian licorice)
Lineage: Eukaryota; Viridiplantae; Streptophyta; Magnoliopsida; Fabales; Fabaceae
Exons: 5
Coding region: 165-1241 (358 amino acids)
Biological process (GO): regulation of DNA-templated transcription
Molecular function (GO): transcription coregulator activity
Source: RefSeq, a predicted model, not a curated record
UUUCUUUCCUCCCCCAACUACACGACCAAAACUAUGCCAUCACAGGCGAGACCUUAAUUCGAAACACUCCAAGCCAAAACCCAAGUUUAGCCCUCCCUCCUCUUCUCCCAAGAAAAAGUAAUAAAACCCAAGACUCAAUUAUUCUGCUUCAUUUUUAGUUGAAGAUGCCAAGGCCAGGCCCAAGACCUUACGAGUGCGUGAGGAGAGCGUGGCACAGCGAGAGGCACCAACCCAUGAGAGGUUCCAUCAUUCAACAGAUUUUCAGGGUCUCCACCGAGGCUCACUCUCCCGCUACUAAGACCAACAAGGAGUGGCAAGAGAAGCUUCCCGUGGUUGUUCUCAAGGUCGAAGAAAUCAUUUACUCCAAAGCCAAUUCCGAGGCCGAAUACCUGAACCCCGACACGCUCUGGGACCGCCUCAGCGAUGCCAUUGAGACUAUCAUACGCAGGGACGACACCAGUGAAACCGGUGAGCUUUUGCCGCCAUGUGUUGAAGCUGCUCUUAACCUUGGCUGCAAGCCACUGAGAACAUCCAGGAGUGAUAGGCAUAAUAACCCCAGGACUUACCUUACUUCUAGAAAUCAACAGCAUCCUCAUUCUGUUUCUCCCAAAACUGUUGUGAGCAAUCCCUUAAACUUUCUGCCAGUGCCGGAUUCUAACCCUCACAUCCACCAAAAUGACUACACUUUUGCUGCUGUUCGACAUCACCAACACUUGCCAGUGGAAACUAACACCUCCUUGAACUUGGGUUCGGUUUACCCGUUAUAUUAUGGUUUUGAAGCCGGAAAGCCUCAAUUAAGGACUAGCAACCAAGGAAACACUUGUUCUGACACAAUCUUUGUUGGUAGACCGGUGGUUGGACCGGCGCUGGAGCCGUCUAGAAUGGGUCUAUUAGAAAAUUUUUCCUGUAGAAGAAUCCGUCAUUUUCCAAACAGAAUUGUGAAAGAAAGUGCUGUGGAGGAGGCAGGAGAUAGGGAAUGUGAUUUGUCUUUGAGGUUGGGUAUGUGUUUGCGGAGCAACGAAACAAGUUCAGCCUGUGAAUUGGAAGAUGUUGGGUUAAGAGGUUCUCAGGAGGGCAUCAAAUUUAGUAGCCGUUCAUCUCAACGGAAAAAUGAAGGGUACAGUUUUUACCCUAAAGGGACAGGUUAUGAUGCCAUUUAUUCUACUGAGUGGAAUAUAGAGGGUGAUGAUUGGAACAGUGUAGGGAGUUUUCAGAAGUGCAAGGCGUCUUUAGGUAGGUAGGAGGAUGGGCAAUUUUGCCGGCAACUAGGGUUCCCGUCCUACCUGUUUA